Tarenaya hassleriana is the source of this 2600-nucleotide messenger RNA. Its product is annotated as proline-rich receptor-like protein kinase PERK14. The coding region runs from base 120 to 2261 and encodes 713 amino acids. Gene Ontology annotation, molecular function: ATP binding; protein kinase activity. Lineage: Eukaryota; Viridiplantae; Streptophyta; Magnoliopsida; Brassicales; Cleomaceae. The transcript has 8 exons. The record is from RefSeq and is a predicted model, not a curated record. Gene Ontology annotation, biological process: protein phosphorylation.
AGCUUACAUUACUCUACACGACAAAACUUCACUGCCAAAUACUCACUCCUCACCUGCUACUACUACUUAUCUCUCCUCCUCAGAACGACGAAGGCAGCUCCCUAAACGACGUCGCUUCCAUGUCUCUCUCACUUCCUCUCUUGCCACCUCCGGCGGAUUCUCCGGCCGCCACGUCAUCUUCUCCUCCUCCUCCGCUGUUGCCGUUGACCCCUCUCCUCCCUCCCCUUCUUCCGCCUCUCUCUUCUCCUCCUCCGCUGCCCUCGGCUCCACCACCCUCCGUCGCAUCCCCGCCUCCUCCUCUGUCGGAAUCUCCGUUAUCUCCUCCUCCGUUAACCUCCGCUUCACCGCCAUUGCCGUCCUUUCCCGCCGAAUCGCCUCCUCCUCCUGCAAUCUCAGCUCCACCGCCAUUGCCUUCAUUUCCCGCCAAAUCACCUCCGCCUCCGCUCCGCUCUGCUACAUUGCCGCCGCAACCUCAACCGGAGACGCCGACGACAAUUUCUCCGCCGCCACCAACUCUUCGCCGCCGUGGUCCUCCGUCGUCGUUGCUUCCUCCUCCCGCAGAUCCUUCUCCCCCAUCUCCUCCUGAACCAUCCCCGAGCAUCCCAUUUCUUCCGGACGCUUCUCCUCCUCCUCCGAAGACAUCGUUUCUGCCGCCGUCCGCUCCGUCGCCGAAGAACUCGCCGGCGGCAACGCUUCCUUUCUUUGGGCCGGUGGGCUCAGUGCCAUUGAAGCCCAAUGGGCCGUUAACACCGCCUCUCGGUCCCGUUACAGAGCCCAAGAAUGGUCCUAGAGAAUCUGGUUUCCCGGCGACUGCUUCUCCGCCGUCACUUUUGCCACUGGUGCCGAAGAGUCUUUCCGAAACGGCGUCGUAUCACCGCCCCUCUGCCGGAUUUUUAUUCGGCGGCGUCAUCAUCGGAGUUCUUCUGCUUGUUCUGCUGGGUCUCCUGUUUGUCUUCUACAGAGCAACCAGAAAUGGAAAAGGAAGGUCAGAGAAUGGUCGUUCAGACAAUGUACCAAAAGUUCAACGUCAAGAUGGAAAUGCCGUUCGAGGGGGAACACACUCUGUUACAGCGCCAUUUCCUCCACAGCAUACACCAAGUGUUGGCUUCAGUACAAGAGACAAUGGCUCUGUGGCAUUUCAGAACUUUCAAACCCGAACAGCAACUACUCCUGCUGUUAACAUUACAGUGUCCAGCGGAACAUUCACGUAUGAUGAACUGUUUGAAGCCACCACUGGUUUCUCAGAUAGUAACCUUCUUGGACAAGGUGGAUUUGGGUAUGUCCACAAGGGAGUGCUGAAAAACGGGAGAGAAGUUGCGGUGAAGCAGUUGAAGAUCGGGAGCCAUCAGGGGGAAAGAGAAUUCCAUGCCGAGGUUGACACCAUCAGUAGAGUUCAUCAUAAACACCUCGUUUCGCUGGUCGGGUAUUGCAUUAAUGCUGAUAAAAGGCUGUUAGUUUAUGAAUUUGUUCCCAACAAUACCUUGGAAUUUCACUUACACGGAGACGGGAGGCAUGUCUUGGAGUGGGGAACGAGGUUAAAGAUUGCUCUAGGAGCAGCGAAAGGAUUAGCAUAUCUUCACGAGGACUGUAGUCCGACCAUAAUUCAUCGCGAUAUAAAAGCUGCUAACAUUCUUCUUGAUUCCAACUUCGAGGCAAAGGUCUCAGACUUUGGACUAGCGAGGUUCUUCUCAGACACCAAUUCUUCCAUCACCCACGUAUCGACUCGAGUGGUAGGAACGUUCGGGUAUAUGGCUCCAGAAUACGCAUCCAGCGGCAAACUAACCGAAAAAUCAGAUGUAUAUUCCUUUGGCGUCGUACUCCUAGAGCUCAUCACUGGGCGUCUCCCGAUUUUUCCGAAAAAUCCUUUCACAAACCAGAGCUUAGUUGACUGGGCGAGGCCUUUGCUUGCCAAAGCACUUGCCGAAGAAAAUCCCGAUCCUCUUGUGGACCCGAAUCUGCAAAGAGAUUAUGACGCUGCUCAAAUGGUUAACAUGGUUGCUUGCGCCGCUGCUUGCCUUCGCCCAUCAGCCUGGAUUCGACCUCGGAUGAGCCAGGUGGUUCGUGCCCUGGAAGGAGAGGUUUCCCUCGUGAAUCCCGAAGAAACGGGACAGAGCAUGACUUACAGUUCUUCCGAAAUGCCGAGUAACGUUUGGAGAACAAGCAUGAGGAGAUUCGAAUCGGGUUCGACGGGGAACAACACCUCAGAAUAUGGAAUCAACCUAUCCGUUUCAAGCAGCGAAACUCACACCAGACCAGAGUGAGUGAUCAUCACUUAGCAGCAGCUUCUGAAAGAAGCUACCACUCGGUUAACAAAAUGAUCGAACCGGAACCGGUAACCGGUUCGAGAUGAUUUCGUACCAAAGCUGACCGGUGCAUUCAUUCCUGGUGCGAAAGUGUUGUAGGUUUGGGGGCGGGGGGCGGGGGUUGCCUUAUGAAUAAAAGGUUUAUCAUUUGUAAGUUCUUCAUUGCGAUGUGAUGUCCAGUUUUAUUCUUAUUUCACAUGUUCCUGAAACCAAUCAUUCCUUCAAAUGUGUCGUUUUGAGUUUGGUGAUGUAAUUCGAUUUUCGCUAUAUAAAGAUCCAUUACCAAUUUACUGACAA